This is a messenger RNA of Phlebotomus argentipes, 1815 nucleotides long. Its product is annotated as glucose dehydrogenase [FAD, quinone]-like. Bases 1 to 1815 code for a protein of 604 amino acids. Lineage: Eukaryota; Metazoa; Arthropoda; Insecta; Diptera; Psychodidae. Gene Ontology annotation, molecular function: ecdysone oxidase activity; flavin adenine dinucleotide binding. The record is from RefSeq and is a predicted model, not a curated record. The transcript is spliced from 4 exons.
AUGGAUUGUUUUUCCUCGCCGUGCAUGGGUCAAAGUACCGGAGCAGUGAAUCAAUACAUUUCACUUCUCUUCAAUUAUCUCACCAUUUCACAAUGUUCUCUUUCGUCUCCGGAAACGUGGCCCAGAGAUUAUGGAGAUAUUGCGAUUAGAAAAGGUUUUGAGGAAUAUGACUUCAUUAUCGUUGGCGCGGGAUCUGCUGGUUGUGUUCUUGCCAAUCGUCUCAGUGAAAAUCCACGAUGGAAAAUCCUCUUGUUGGAAGCAGGAGGAGAUCCUCCGAUCGAGUCAGCGAUAAUUGGACUAUCAGUGUCUCUAACAAAGACACAAUAUGACUGGGAGUAUUAUACGGAACUACCGCAGAAACCAGGAUUUACUAGAGUAAAUUUUGGCUAUUGGCCAAGAGGAAAGAUGUUGGGAGGAUCGAGUUCGAUGAACGGAAUGCUUUAUGUGAGGGGAAACGAAAACGAUUACGAUAACUGGGAAGCACUCGGAAAUCCAACGUGGGGAUUCGCAAACGUCUUGGAAUACUUCAAGAAAUCCGAGCAAAAUCACAAUCCGGAAAUCGCUGACGCUUUCGGAGGAUAUUAUCACUCAAAGGAUGGUUUAUUAUCCGUCGAGCUAUUCAAGAAUAACGACACAUUUAAUCAAGACUUCAUUGAAUCAGCACAAGAAAUGGGAUUCAAAUUCAUCUUAGACAUUAAUGCAAAUGAACAUAUUGGAUUCACAUUCUCGCAAGGAACCAUCAGAUCAGGAGUUCGAGAAAGCACAGCCGCAGCCUUCUUGCGUCCUGCCAUGAAUCGUCCCAAUUUGCACAUCGUCAAACACGCGCACGUCACGAAACUCGAGAUUGAAAAUAGAGGAAAAGUUUCAGGUGUGUCAAUGGUACUCCGAGGAAAGAAAAAACUAAAGGCUUUUGCGAAGAAGGAAGUGAUCUUAAGUGCCGGAGCCAUUAAUUCGCCACAAAUUCUAAUGCUUUCUGGGAUCGGACCUGCUUCUCAUCUUCAAGAAAUGGGAAUUCCAGUCAUUCAAAGUCUUCAAGUUGGAAAGAACUUGCAAGAUCAUACCAUAGUGCCGUUAAUAGUGAAGCUCGAUGAAUCCAAGGCAACUUCUCUUAAUAGUGCUGAAGCACUGGAAAGUUUUGCUGAGUAUUUAAUACGUCACACCGGAACUUUGGCCACAACAGGAACGAUUCAAACAAUUGGAUAUGUCAAUGUUCAUGAUCCUUUGUCCAGGUUUCCUGAUUUUCAAUUCUAUCAACUGUUAUUUCACAAAGGUUUUACUCAAGAAAUAUCACGAAUUAUUGCUGAUGAAGCAAAGACAUCACAUGUCCUUAUAAUGUCUCCAUCGAUGUUGAAAGAAAAAUCACGGGGUGAAAUUCUGCUGCGAAGUGCCGAACCGACAGAGAAACCAAGAAUUUUUGCUAACUACUUUUCUGAAGACUCUGACGUUAAAGCUUUUGUUAAGGCAAUUCGUCUCUAUCUCAAAUUUCUUAAGACAAACACAUUUAAAAACCACGAAGCUGAACUUUUCAUCAUUCCACUUCCCGAAUGUGAUUUAUUGACUUUUAACAGUGACGAAUAUUGGGAAUGUUAUUGUCGUGUCAUAGUAACGACAGUCUUUCACCCAGUUGGGACAGUAAAAAUGGGUCCUGACUCUGAUCCUGACGCCGUUGUUGAUCACACACUAAGAGUUAAAGGCACUACAGGACUGAGAGUAAUUGAUGCCAGCAUAAUGCCAAUAAUUCCUAGUGCAAAUACAAAUGCGCCAACAAUUAUGAUCGGGGAAAAAGGUGCAGAUUUCAUCAAAGAAGAUUGGUAA